Linum trigynum is the source of this 1154-nucleotide messenger RNA. Lineage: Eukaryota; Viridiplantae; Streptophyta; Magnoliopsida; Malpighiales; Linaceae. The record is from the annotation of a GenBank genome assembly.
UUACGGCAUGAUUUAUGAUCAGAGAAUAAAAACAUCACAAGCAAGUGUGCUAACUAUUAAAUAAUAUUCGAUAUAGGCAUACCACAUAUUAUUCACUUAUGAAGCGAGAUGUAUACAAGAUCCAAAAAGUUCAAACAUGUAAAUAAGUUAACUAAUAUAAAUAAUAAAAUGAACUUGUCCGGCCAACUAGUCGGGUAAAAAACUAGUUUAAAUAUAAAAAUUAUCCAAACGAAAUGUUAUAAUUGGUUGGAGCUAGUGUUAACACCAUACUAAAAAAAAAGUGCUAGCACCCUUCUCGUCCUGUACAUUUAUGACCCGCUCAUUAACACAAAAUGAAUGAAAAACGAGAAAAAAACCUUUCAUUCCAUUAUGGUCUCUUCAUCAUCCAUUCCACACGCAGCCGAACACGCACUCUAUUCUCAGCAGCAGCAGGAAAGAACACGGGGGGCCAUGGGGAACGCACAGACCAACCCCUUCCAUUCUUGAGAGAUCCGUUCUAACCGUCUCUUCCUUCCUCCACCAAUGGCAGCCGCAGCCGCAGCUUCAACGCUCUAUCUCCUCCCUUUCAUCAGCUGCUCUUCGCCUGCACCUUGUUCUACUGCUUCCUCUUCGCCAUUCCUUGUGCAUUUAUCAUCUAGCAAUAGUUUCGGUUCCGCAGCUUUGAAUUUUUCGUUCCCUCGUGCUCUCAAGUUCAGGCGGGAGAAGGCUCCUUCCAAUCGCUACAGCCCUGUGGUUCAUGCACCUUCCGGUGUGAAACUUUGAUAAUGGAUCAGAUUUGUGGUGAAACCGCAAGGGGCUCUUUGCCUCUAGGGCUGGUAUAUAUAUACUGCGAGAUAACUCGCUUCUGUACAUUCAAGUUUAAUUACAACGGAUAUAAACAGAAUCAACCCUAACUAUCAAUCAGGAAGAAACACGUGGUAUGCACAGUAAUAAUUGAAACGAAAUAAACACUGUUAUAGAACGACAUCGUUCCGAUACCAGCUCUUCACUUGCUUCUGGUUGAAACGUCGCCGUGCUACAAGCUCAUCAGUGUUCUUGAGACAGAGUCAUUUCCUGCAAUCGUCUUCAGCAACACCAUCUUCUCUAACAUGCCCCCUCAAGCUGACAUACAUAUCAUGUAUGUUCAGCUUGGAUAACAAAUGCUCCAGACGAUG